Molecule: messenger RNA, 2187 nt
Organism: Dipodomys spectabilis (banner-tailed kangaroo rat)
Lineage: Eukaryota; Metazoa; Chordata; Mammalia; Rodentia; Heteromyidae
Gene: Tmeff1
Product: transmembrane protein with EGF like and two follistatin like domains 1
Exons: 10
Coding region: 1-1158 (385 amino acids)
Molecular function (GO): protein binding
Source: RefSeq, a predicted model, not a curated record
AUGGGCGCCGCGGCCGCCCUGGCGCCGCUCCGGCUGCCUGCUGCGCCCCCGCUCGCUUUCUGCUGCUACACGUCGGUGCUUCUGCUCUUCGCCUUCUCCUUGCCCGGGAGCCGCGCUUCCAACCAGCCUCCCGGUGGCGGCGGUGGCGGGGCUGGUGGCGGCGGCGGCGGGGACUGUCCCGGUGGCAAAGGGAAGAGCAUCAACUGCUCAGAGUUAAAUAUGAGAGAGUCUGUUGUAAGAGUCUGUGAUGAGUCUUCAUGUAAAUAUGGAGGAGUCUGUAAAGAAGAUGGAGAUGGUUUGAAAUGUGCAUGCCAGUUUCAGUGCCAUACAAAUUACAUUCCUGUCUGUGGAUCAAACGGGGACACGUACCAAAAUGAAUGCUUUCUCAGAAGAGCUUCUUGUAAGCACCAGAAAGAGAUAACAGUGGUGGCUAGAGGACCGUGCUACUCAGAUAAUGGCUCUGGAUCUGGAGAAGGAGAGGAGGAAGGGUCAGGGGCAGAAGCUCACAGGAAACAUUCCAAGUGUGGACCUUGCAAAUACAAAGCGGAGUGUGAUGAGGAUGCAGAAAACGUUGGGUGUGUGUGUAACAUAGACUGUAGUGGGUACAGUUUUAAUCCUGUGUGUGCUUCUGAUGGGAGUUCCUAUAACAACCCCUGUUUCGUGCGAGAAGCAUCUUGUAUAAAGCAGGAGCAGAUUGAUAUAAGGCAUCUUGGCCACUGCACAGACACAGAUGAUAUGAGUUUGCUGGGAAAGAAAGAUGAUGGACUGCAAUAUUCACCAGAUGUAAAAGAUGCUAGCGAUCAAAGAGAAGAUGUUUAUGUUGGGAGUCACAUGCCUUGCCCUGAAAACCUCAAUGGUUACUGUAUCCAUGGGAAAUGUGAAUUCAUCUAUUCUACUCAGAAGGCUUCAUGUAGAUGCGAAUCUGGUUACACUGGACAAUAUUGUGAAAAGACAGACUUUAGCAUUCUCUAUGUAGUGCCAAGUAGGCAGAAGCUCACUCAUGUUCUUAUUGCAGCCAUCAUUGGAGCUGUACAGAUUGCCAUUAUAGUAGCGAUUGUCAUGUGCAUAACAAGAAAAUGCCCCAAGAACAAUAGAGGACGUCGACAGAAGCAGAACCUAGGCCAUUUUACUUCAGAUACAUCCUCCAGAAUGGUUUAAAUGGAUAACUUUUAUAUGCACACUGACCAUGUGAUGUACAUUUACGAUGUCUUUUUUUAAAGAAUGGAAACAUUUAUUUCAGAGGCCUUAUUUUUGGACAUUUUUAGUGUAGUACUGUUGGCUCGUAUUUAGAAUAUUUAGCUACAACAGUUUUGGACUGUUUAGUAGUCUUUGUUUUAUGUUUUUAAAUACAGAAAUUGGUUUCACAGAUUUGUACCACAUGGUAAUACUAAAACCUUGUUCUUUACCCACGGAAUGUAAUAUUUUUGCAAAGACGGACCCACUUCACAAAUGGUUCUAAAGUCAUACUUCUCUCCCAGUGACCAUUGCAAAUUGACCAAGCAUGAACUAAAGGUAAAGAUGUUUACAGAUUACUUUUCUUACAAAAAAAAAAUCUAGAAGACACUGUGUUUAAAUAGAUAUUUAAAUGUUUUUGAGAUUUAGUAUCUGAUUUUUUUAGACACUGCCUACUGCAUGAACUGUAAAGCUGUGUGUGUUAGAUGUAAAUUAUUUAUAAGAUGGACUGGAAUUUGAUUAUUCUUCUUUGAAAAAAAUAACUAAUAAUUUGAAAUAAAAUUACCUGGUACUAGUAAUAAGGGAAACAAAUCAUUGAAAAGUAGAUUUAGGUAUUGUCAAAAUAGACUGUUAACAGAUUGGGAUGAAGCCUACACUCUCAGUUAAACUACUUUAAUACACAUUCAUUUUUAAGCAGACUAUUUGUUUUAACAUAAAUUGUAUCAAGUGUUUGUGAAUAUAAUACAAAAAAUGAUUGUUAAUGAUUGGUGCUCUUCAAUUGAGCUUAAAAAAUGACCCAAGAUCUCUCUCAAAUUUGUCCUAUAGUAAUAGCUAGAUGAAUAGAUUGUUGUUGUUUAAAAGUCUGAAGUGUGAGUAGAAUGUAUUGAGCUGUUUAACGUGUAGUUUAGGUACUCAAAAGUAUGCAUGUAGAAUUCAAAGACUAUGUUCAAAAUUAAAUAUUAAUUUUCAUAUUUGGUUUGGAAAAGCAUGUUAUAAUAUAACAUUUUCUCUAUA